UAUUUGUAAAACAAGGUCAAACCAAAUAAAAUAUGAAAUCCUUGCUUCACAUAAUCAAGGGAGAUCAAAGUCAACGAGUUUUGAGUAUAUCUAAACAUUCACAUUUCCACUGCCUCUUGAAAGACAUUCAAGGCAGAAGAGAUCAUCAGGUUCAAUUAGACUUCCAUGGAAGCCAUCAAGAGGCCUGAAGAUGUUGUUACUGUCAAUGUUCAUGCUGCCAAAGAAUUGCUCAGCUCGGGUUACUUGUACUUGGAUGUAAGGACAAUUGAGGAAUUCAACAAGAGCCAUGUUGACAGUGCCUUGAAUGUUCCUUACAUGUUCAAAACACAAGAAGAAGGUAGAGUGAAAAACCCUGAAUUCCAGAACCAAGUUGCCACCAUCUGCAAGAAAGAGGAUCACUUAGUUGUGGGUUGCAACAGUGGAGGAAGAUCACUAAAGGCCUGCGUUGAUCUUCUAAAUGCAGGCUUUGCGAAUGUGACUAACAUGGAAGGGGGUUACUCUGCAUGGGUAGACAGUGGUCUUGCUGGAGAUAAGCCUGCAGAAGAGCUUAAAACAGCUUGCAAGUUCCGACCCUGAAAUCUGUAUUUGCUUGCUUCAUUUUAUCUCCAAAUAAUUGAACAUUUACAGUUCAAGCUACUGUUCUAUAUCAGUAAAUUUAACUCACAAUUGUCUAACGAUAGUAACUAUCAAAACAAUAACAAUGUCUUCUCAAAGACUAAGUUUCAUGCUUGAUCAAACCAUAACAUGUAGAUCCUUACUACAGAUUUUCCUCUGAUUGCUAAACAACAGAACAAUUUUGUAU
This is a messenger RNA of Tripterygium wilfordii, 802 nucleotides long. Its product is annotated as protein HIGH ARSENIC CONTENT 1, mitochondrial. Bases 166 to 576 code for a protein of 136 amino acids. The record is from RefSeq and is a predicted model, not a curated record. The transcript has 6 exons. NCBI's taxonomy places the organism in Eukaryota, Viridiplantae, Streptophyta, Magnoliopsida, Celastrales, Celastraceae. Gene Ontology annotation, molecular function: catalytic activity.